Coffea arabica (coffee) is the source of this 441-nucleotide messenger RNA. RefSeq lists its product as uncharacterized. Gene Ontology annotation, molecular function: nucleic acid binding. Lineage: Eukaryota; Viridiplantae; Streptophyta; Magnoliopsida; Gentianales; Rubiaceae. The record is from RefSeq and is a predicted model, not a curated record.
AUGGAAGAGCUCCCCAGCGUGCUGUGGUCCUACCGAACCACGCCGAGGUCAGCAACCCAAGAAACCCCGUUUUCCCUAACUUAUGGGUUCGAGGCUGUCGUCCCAGCCGAAUUCAUUACCUCGAGUCCACGAAUGGUCGCAUAUGCUGCCGAAGUCAAUGAAGAAGAACGGCGAGUUGACCUCGACCUCGCCGAGGAGAAGCGUGAUAUGGCCAUGGCCAAAGUCGCUAUUUACAAAAAUAUCCUAACUGGUUACUACAAUGCUCGGGUCAAGCACUUGCGGUUCAAUCCGGGAGACCUUGUUCUCCGGAAGAACUCAGUUAGCCGAACUGAACCUCAGGAAAAGUUAAAUCCCAAGUGGGAGGGACCGUACUGUGUUGUUGAAUCCAGUCAAAAUGGAUAUUGUAAAUUGGCUUACCGAAAUGACUCUCGGGUGCCCUGA